AUGGCCAAGAGCUCCCGCUCAAGCACGAUCAAGGCAAACAACCGGCGCAAGGCUGCGUCCGUGUUUGGCCCCGCAGAGAUCGCCCGCAAUGAGCGUCUCUCGGCCAAGCUGCUCGAGCUGGCAAAGCAGCCCAAGCCUGAGACUUCAGACGUGAACAUGGAUGCGGCUGAGGAAGAUGCUGCUGCUGAGGAGAACGCCGACGCAGACGGUGCCGACGAUGCAGCGAUGGACGUCGAUUCCAAAAAGACAUCCAAGGCGCGCAUUGACAAGAAGCGCAUCGGCAAGAGAAAGGCGAAAAAGUCCAAGAUUGUGUUUCCCAAAUACAGCGACAGGGCAGGCAAGAAGAAGGGCGGCAAGUGA
Messenger RNA from Purpureocillium lilacinum, 360 nucleotides. RefSeq lists its product as uncharacterized. Gene Ontology annotation, cellular component: preribosome, large subunit precursor. The record is from RefSeq and is a predicted model, not a curated record. NCBI's taxonomy places the organism in Eukaryota, Fungi, Ascomycota, Sordariomycetes, Hypocreales, Ophiocordycipitaceae.